AUGUUCUCAAAGGUGCUUUGUUUUGUGUCUGUCAUCGCGGCUGUGUUUGGUAAUUACAUACCAAGCCAUGGAGCCGAAUCCGAAGCUCGCUUGAUCAAGUACGAUGGUCAUCCAGAAGUAGUUCCCGUUGGUGGAUACCAUGGACACGGACACCAGAUUGACUAUCAUACGCAUCCUAAGUACGAGUUCGAUUACAAAGUAGUAGACCACCACACUGGUGACAUUAAGUCCCAACAGGAGCACAGAGACGGUGACGUGGUAAGAGGUGCAUACGCUCUCCACCAACCCAACGGACUGGAGAGGAUUGUUAAUUACUACAGUGACGAUCAUUCUGGAUUCCACGCAGAUGUAAAAUAUGGCACGCACCAUGUCGUCCCUCACCACGCUCCCCAUGGUCACUAUUUAUAA
This is a messenger RNA of Pieris macdunnoughi, 408 nucleotides long. NCBI's taxonomy places the organism in Eukaryota, Metazoa, Arthropoda, Insecta, Lepidoptera, Pieridae. The record is from the annotation of a GenBank genome assembly.